This is a messenger RNA of Paraglomus occultum, 1312 nucleotides long. NCBI's taxonomy places the organism in Eukaryota, Fungi, Glomeromycota, Glomeromycetes, Paraglomerales, Paraglomeraceae. The record is from the annotation of a GenBank genome assembly.
GCGAAAGGCAAACAAUCUUCUAACGACGUUUCUUGAAUGCUUUACUGAUUUGGAAUCGAUCAAAGAAGAAUCUGUUGGUUUGUCUUUGAAAAAGAAGCUUUCCAAAAACUUAAUUUGCGACUAUAGCCUAUACUUAAAAGAGAUUCACUUUGUGGAUGUGCAACACCUCUAUAGAUGGCGUUAUCUGGCAUUGAAUGAUCGCAAGUUUAACGAUGUAGUUGAUAAAAUGGCAAUCAGAAUCAUUAGAUUUGCCAUCCAAUAUUGCCAUCGAUUGCAAACACUAGUUCUUCCACACGAAUUCCCAUCAAUAUUGCUAAUUAAAUCUUUGGCGUUUGCCAGAGCUCUGCCACAGUUGAGAAAUUUUAUCUGGGCCUCUCAUCAUUCACACAAGGAGGUCUUUGCUGCCUUAUCAAAAGUUGCGCAUAAUCUAGAAUCGAUAUCAGUUGAUUUUUGUACCAAAUGGAAUUCUCUCGACGAAGGAUCGAUGGACGCUUUCCAAGAUCUCGUUCGAUCUCAGCAUCGGCUAAAAGCAGUUACGAUACGAAAUCUGAAUGUAAACAUGGUGUUUAUGUUGGAACUACUAAAGACGCAAUCCAGUUCCCUUGAAUCGCUCACGUUCGAGCAUACUGAUUUUAGUUCAAAUAACUCAAAUACUCAUGCUGAUCAGCAGACAAGGGAGGAAUUGGCUGACUUGAGCUUGACGUUCAAAUUUCCUCAGUUAAAGAGAUUGAAGAUGAGAUAUUGCGGAGUUUUAAGUACGCAUGGAUUGGCGUCAAUUAUCAUGGCUGAUUUACCAAAUCUACAGCAACUUAUUAUUGAUCCAGAUAUUGCCAUGCCAGUUAAGUUUACGAAACGGAUGUUGCAAAAGCACGGGAGGUCAUUAACUAGUGCAACGCUAAAAUUAUCUGAGAACAAUGUUGACAUUGUGUCAAGUAUCUGUCAAAAUCUCAGACAGUUGGAUAUCACUGUGAGCAAAGAAUUGAUAAAGCCUGUCGCGUGUAUGGUGGCAAACAUACCAACUUUGCAUUCACUGACAAUAUGUUCGCUGUCUGAACGAGACCCUCAUUUUCUUGGUUAUCUUUUUAAUAAGUUGGCCAAACAUCAACUUUUACAUUUGCACGAUUUGACCUUAUCGAAUAUGGGCAGCUGCCACGUUGAUCCAUUAAAGAAAUUUUUGUCUAGAUCAAGACCUCCUCUUAGGUCACUAAUAAUUGGGAGAACUAGCGUGAUGACUGAAGCACAUAUUAAUGUUAUCCUCGACCAUCUCAAAGACACGCUGAAAUUCCUGUCGAUAUAUUUUGAUAUCACUGCA